UAUGCGUAGAGUGUAAACACAAAUAGUAAACCGACAACACAACACAAACCGAUUCUUGUUGGAAAUUUCCUUGUUUUGACCUCUUUCUUCCUCACUGUCACCACUCGCUGACUGUUUGGUAGUGUCUUCCUUCCUUCCAUGUUUUCUUCGCCACAAAAUGCCUGAAACCGCCACCACUUGCAACCGCCACUAACCUCCACUUCCUACCAUGUCCACCAACCACUUAUCUAAUGGCGACUCCGAGCAUCGCCUUCGUCAACCCUUGCUCUCCUCUCAAAGAUCCAUCAUCAAUUCCUCCUCCCAAGUUGCCAUCGUUGGUGCCAAUGUCUGCCCCAUUGAAAGCCUCGAUUACGAGAUUUUUGAAAACGAGUUCUUCAAGCAGGAUUGGAGGAGCAGAGGGUCGCUUCAGAUUUUCCAGUAUGUGUUGAUGAAGUGGCUCUUGUGCUUUCUAAUUGGUACCAUCCUUGGUCUUAUUGGUUUUUGCAACAAUCUUGCUGUUGAGAAUCUUGCUGGUGUGAAGUUUGUUGUCACAUCCAACAUGAUGUUGCAUAAGAGGUUUUCAUUGGCUUUUGUAACAUUUUUUGCUUCGAAUUUGGCUCUCACGCUUUUCGCCACUAUAAUAACUGCUAUGAUAGCACCUGCUGCUGCUGGUUCAGGUAUAUCAGAGGUGAAGGCUUACCUAAAUGGCGUAGAUGCACCUGGAAUAUUUACCCUACCAACUCUGAUUGUUAAGAUUAUUGGAAGCAUCACAGCUGUGUCAUCAUCUCUUCAUAUUGGGAAGGCAGGGCCUAUGUUGCAUACAGGUGCAUGUGUGGCAGCAUUGUUGGGCCAGGGUGGGUCAAAGAGAUAUGGGUUAACAUGGAAAUGGUUACGAUAUUUUAAGAACGACCGAGAUCGACGAGAUUUAAUUGUAUGUGGUUCAGCAGCUGGGAUUGCCGCUGCCUUUCGUGCCCCUGUUGGUGGGGUGUUGUUUGCCCUCGAAGAGAUGGCAUCUUGGUGGAGAACUGCCCUUCUGUGGAGAGCUUUCUUUACAACAGCAAUAGUUGCAAUUUUCCUCCGUGCUAUGAUUGAUGUAUGUUUAAGUGGUAAAUGCGGGUUAUUUGGUAAAGGGGGACUGAUAAUGUUCGAUGCUUAUUCAGGAAGUCUUAUGUAUCAUGCAAAGGAUGUUCCUCUUGUGUUUAUUCUUGGUGUUAUAGGGGGGAUCCUUGGAAGCUUAUAUAAUUAUUUGUGGAACAAAGUUCUUCGCAUAUACAAUGCUAUCAAUGAGAAAGGCACCAUUUGCAAAAUUUUGCUUGCUUGUGUGAUCUCCAUGUUUACGUCCUGUCUUCUUUUCGGAUUACCAUGGCUUGCAUCUUGCCAGCCUUGCCCAGCUGAUCCAGUCGAGCCUUGUCCUACAAUCGGUCGGUCUGGUAUCUACAAGAAAUUCCAAUGCCCUCCUGGUCACUACAAUGAUCUUGCCAGCCUCAUUUUCAACACAAAUGAUGAUGCUAUCAGAAAUCUGUUUAGCAAGAACACGGACAGCGAGUUCCAGUAUUCGUCAAUGUUCAUCUUUUUCAUCACAGGCUUCUUUUUAAGUAUCCUUAGCUGUGGAGUGGUUGUUCCAGCCGGUGUUUUUGUGCCAAUUAUCGUGACCGGUGCAUCUUAUGGACGCUUUGUCGGAAUGUUGUUUGGUAAAAAGUCCAACCUUAACCAUGGCCUUUAUGCUGUACUCGGCGCUGCUUCAUUCCUCGGUGGAUCUAUGAGGACAACCGUUUCUCUAUGUGUAAUUAUUCUAGAACUGACCAACAACUUGUUAUUGCUACCCCUUAUCAUGAUGGUGCUUUUGGUAUCUAAGUCUGUAGCAGAUGUUUUCAAUGCAAAUAUAUAUGAUCUUAUAAUGAAAUCCAAGGGUUUACCUUAUUUAGAAACUCAUGCUGAGCCAUAUAUGAGGCAGCUAACAGUAGGUGAUGUAGUCACAGGCCCACUUCAGAUAUUUCAUGGCUAUGAGAAGGUCCGUAAUGUAGUGUUUGUCCUCAAAACUACGAGUCACAAUGGUUUUCCUGUUAUUGAUGAGCCUCCAUUUUCUGAAGCUCCUGUUUUAUUCGGUAUAAUCCUUCGUCACCAUCUUCUCACAUUGUUAAGGAAGAAAGUUUUCAUGUCGGCACCUAUGGCAAUGGGAGGUGAUGUCUUGAGACAGUUUUCAGCAGAUGAUUUUGCAAAGAGAGGUUCAGACAGGGGCGAAAGGAUUGAGGAUAUACAUUUAACACAGGAAGAGAUGGACAUGUUCAUUGAUCUACAUCCUUUUACCAAUGCUUCGCCUUAUACUGUUGUAGAAUCGAUGUCACUGGGGAAGGCGCUUAUACUUUUUCGAGAGCUUGGUUUAAGGCACUUGCUAGUGAUACCCAAGAUCCCCAGUAGAUCACCUGUGGUGGGUAUACUGACACGACACGAUUUCACAGCAGAACACAUAUUGGGCACGCAUCCUUAUCUAGUAAGAAGCAGGUGGAAAAGAUUAAGAUUUUGGCAACCAUUUCUAGAAAAUUUCUUUUGGUCAUCUCAGCUGCAAGGCUAGAAGGCUUACAUGUUCACUGCUCACAAGACCAGAGUACUGGUGAUAGUUUCUGUUUUAAAAUUUAAUGGAAUCCAGAGCUCUGAGUCAUAUUUACAUAUUAAAAGAAGAAUCAAAUAUGACUCAAUGAGCUUGCUUUCCUGUCAAUUUGCUCCAUGUCAAACUCAGCAUAGCUAAUAGAAUACAUAGAAUUAAAGCUACAUUUAGACUCAUGAAAGGGGAUAUAUUGGGGUGAAAUAAAAUGAUACGUCAUACGAGGCUCUAUUAUUUAGAUGGAAUGAACAUUAUGAAAUGCAUUUUAUUCAAUUUUGUUCAAUUUUAUCAUUAAAAUCUUCAAUAGAAUAAUAAGUUCAUUUCAAUUA
Messenger RNA from Lotus japonicus, 2910 nucleotides. RefSeq names its product putative chloride channel-like protein CLC-g. Gene Ontology annotation, biological process: transmembrane transport; chloride transport. Gene Ontology annotation, molecular function: voltage-gated chloride channel activity. The transcript is spliced from 7 exons. Bases 209 to 2551 code for a protein of 780 amino acids. The record is from RefSeq and is a predicted model, not a curated record. Gene Ontology annotation, cellular component: plant-type vacuole membrane; intracellular membrane-bounded organelle. NCBI's taxonomy places the organism in Eukaryota, Viridiplantae, Streptophyta, Magnoliopsida, Fabales, Fabaceae.